Messenger RNA from Acanthamoeba castellanii str. Neff, 996 nucleotides. RefSeq names its product oxidoreductase, putative. The transcript has a single exon. The record is from RefSeq and is a predicted model, not a curated record. Lineage: Eukaryota; Discosea; Longamoebia; Acanthamoebidae. The coding region runs from base 1 to 996 and encodes 331 amino acids. Gene Ontology annotation, molecular function: oxidoreductase activity.
AUGCCCAAGAUCGUUCGCUUCCAUCAGCUUGGCGGCCCUGAAAACCUCCAGUUCAACGACCUGCCCACACAGCAACCCGCCGAGGGCGAGGUCAGGCUCCAAGUGAAGGCCGUCGGCCUGAACCGAGCCGAGUCCAUGUUUUACCAUGGCCAAUACCUCCUGAACCCCACCCUGCCCUCGCGACUGGGGUAUGAAGCCGCUGGGAUCGUCGACGCCGUCGGCCCUGGCGUGGACAAGAGCUGGAUCGGCAAGCGGGUAUCCACGAUCCCCGCCUUCUUGCUCACCGAGUACGGCGUGCUGGGCGAAGAGGCCAUCGUGCCGGUAACGGCGCUGGGCGAAUACCCCGAGAAGCUCUCCUUCGCCGCCGGCUCGGCCAUCUGGAUGCAAUACCUCACCGCCUGGGGAGCUCUCGUCCACUUCGGCCUCGUCGCCGCGGGCGACUUCGUGGUGAUCACGGCCUCCUCCAGCAGCGUUGGUCUGGCCGCGAUCCAGAUCGCGAAAGACGCUGGCGCCGUCACUAUCGCCACCACGCGCGGUUCGAAGAAGCGCAAUGAUCUGCUUGCCCUGGGCGCAGAUCACGUCAUCGCCACCGACGAGGAGGACCUCGCGGCCGAGGUGAAGGAGAUCACGGCGGGCAAGGGCGCCCGGAUCAUCUUCGAUCCCAUUGGAGGGCCCUUUAUCGAGAAACUCGCGGAGGCCGCCGCUCCCGAUGGCAUCAUCUUUGAAUACGGAGCGCUCUCCCCGCAUCCGACCCCGUUCCCGCUCUUUCCCGCACUGGGCAAGGGUCUCACCUUCCGCGGCUACACCCUGUGGGAGGUCACAAGGAGGGAUCCUCGGCUCCUCGACGGCGCCAAGAAGUACAUCUAUGACCGCCUUGCCGAUGGCCGGUUCAGCCCCAAGAUCGCCAAGACCUUCCCCUUCGCGCAGACCGUCGAGGCCUAUCAAUACUUGGAAUCCAACGAGCAGAUCGGCAAAGUGGUCAUCUCGCUGGAAUAG